This is a messenger RNA of Bombina bombina (fire-bellied toad), 857 nucleotides long. It is a transcript of the gene C7H11orf58, whose product is annotated as chromosome 7 C11orf58 homolog. Bases 83 to 667 code for a protein of 194 amino acids. NCBI's taxonomy places the organism in Eukaryota, Metazoa, Chordata, Amphibia, Anura, Bombinatoridae. The record is from RefSeq and is a predicted model, not a curated record. The transcript is spliced from 5 exons.
UCUCUGUUGUAACCUCACUAGUACGUGACCCCAGUGGAUUCCGUAGUUUACGGGGCAAGGGGACAGACGCUACCGGAGCAAUAUGAGUUCGGCGGAGGAUUAUAAGCGCGGGUGCAAGAGGCCGUCUGGACGUCCGGAGCAGCAUUCAAAUAGCAGUUGGGAGCAGGCGGAUUUAGGAGAUGAUGAAAGGAAGCAGAAAUUUCUCAGGCUUAUGGGAGCUGGAAAGAAGGAGCACACUGGGCGUCUCGUGAUUGGAGAUCACAAAUCAACAUCUCAUUUCAGAUCAGGGGCAGAAGAUAAGAAGAUGAACGAUGAACUGGAACAUCAGUAUCAGCAAAGCUUGGACGGCAAAAUAUCUGGAAGGAAUCGGCGCCAUUGCGGAUUGGGAUUUAGCGAGGUUGAUACUCCUAUAGAAAACCUGGCACCCCUACCUCAAAGCACACAUAAAGAUGAAAGUCCAGUAUCCUCUAGCAGCAGUGACCGCAGCAGUGACGGCUCCAGUGACCAUAGCAGUGACCGCUCCAGUGAAAACGAAGAUCAUUCUGAAACUGAAAAAGAGACUGCCGCAAAAGUACAUGCCACAAAACCGAAGGAAAAUGAGAAAAUACCAGAAAACAACUCACGCAAGAACUACAAAAUGACAUUUGUGAAACCUAGUAACAAAUAAUCUUUAUUAUAAAGUAGAGGGUUACUGACUAAGCCUUAUUGCAUCAGUGAGGGGCUCCAUGCACAGAUUUCCGUGGGCAAUUUUAAAAGUGCAUUUUAUUUGUUUGGUAAAUACAAUGUACAUUGUUUAUUUUCUCAAUUUUUGAAUUUGGAUGAGAUUAUUAAAAUGUGUCAGAUUUUAAAACCGGAAA